Messenger RNA from Callorhinchus milii (elephant shark), 6280 nucleotides. Its product is annotated as zinc finger protein 541. Gene Ontology annotation, biological process: regulation of transcription by RNA polymerase II; negative regulation of DNA-templated transcription. Bases 432 to 4733 code for a protein of 1433 amino acids. NCBI's taxonomy places the organism in Eukaryota, Metazoa, Chordata, Chondrichthyes, Chimaeriformes, Callorhinchidae. The record is from RefSeq and is a predicted model, not a curated record. The transcript has 18 exons. Gene Ontology annotation, molecular function: transcription corepressor activity. Gene Ontology annotation, cellular component: transcription regulator complex; histone deacetylase complex.
UUUAAAUUAGAAGCGGCUCCGGGACCCGUUGCCCCCCACACAGCGCGCGAAAACGGUGCGUGGGAGAAACUGAAAGAAAAUUGGAAGGGAAGACCCGAGAGCUGUUCGAACCUGACUUGGCCUUCCGUUCACCCGGAGCGAGGGAGCAGCGCGCUCCGAGCGUCGGGGAGGUGGGCUGCAAAGGGAGAACUCUUUCGGCACGCGGAGCGUAACGGGCGCGGGUGGCGGGCGGGAAGGUGUGGUGCGGCGAAGCGAGCGGCGUCGAGUUGGAGCUCGAGGCCCAGAGGCAGCGGCGGCCGAGGCGGUCGGCAGAGCUACGGCAGUCCACAGCGCAAAAGAAGAGGAUGCUUUUAGUCAGACUUAGGCGUAUGCUGUGAAAACUACUUUCCCAACUGUUAAUUUCUGUAGACUCAGCAGACAAAUCAGGAACCAUGGAUUGCUACAGCUUCACUGAUGAAAACUCCCUUCAAGCUGAUUUACACCUGCCUUUGCUGUCAGACAGUGAGUUGCCCAUUGCAAGUAAUAUCCAGAGAUCAGAGAUCAUCCCAGACCCUGAUGAUAUUAUUUAUGCAGGAAUGACAAGUAUAGAACUUGAAUCCAAUCUGGAGACUACCGAAAUCCCUGAUGAUCCAUUUGCUGACAAUUUAGAUCUCUCCCUGUAUACUGUAGAUAAGGGAUGUGACUCCCCAAAGAUUCCCAGUGACUCCACGGAUACAGAUUCUCCACCCAUGUUGCUAGGUAUUAGUCCUCUCCCUCGAGAACAUACCCCUGAGAAAGAUGAGAGCAAUGGUGAAGGGAAAUAUAUAUGUCUGCAGAAAAGGAGGCGUUUAUCCACCAGACAUUCACCACAGCAGACAUUCCAGGAAUGCAGUCAAUGUGGGAAGUCUUUCAGCAGUGCCAGUGCCCUGAGUAAACACUACCUGACCCACAGCCACGAGCGUCGUCAUGUCUGCAGGAUCUGCAAUAAAGCUUUUAAGAGGCAGGACCACCUAUCUGGGCAUUUGCUGACCCACCAGAAAAACAAACCUUAUGUUUGUAUGGAGCAUGGCUGUGACAAGAGUUACUGCGACUCACGAUCCUUGCGACGUCAUUAUGAAGUUCAACAUGGUUUAUACUGUCAGAAGGAGCCCUGGACUGAUACCUGCAAAGAUCUGGGCUCCAUGGAGAGCGCACUGUAUCCACAGAGUGAACAUAUGCAAGUCUCGCAUGAAGGUGACAUUGUGCAGAGUUCUGGGGCCCAUUCUGAGUCUCUUUCACAAAGACCCCUGUUGCCAAACCGACAACUGCUGAGGUGCCUAACCAGCAGUUUAAGCCAAAAAAUACCUUGCGAUAGUGGAAGCAGUGGACCCACCAGUAUCACUUUGCACUAUCCCACACAAGCCCAUGCUUUGCCAAAUGUAUUGACGGGUCCCAACAUUUGUUCAUCUGAUAGGUCAGGCAUGGUCAGGCAAGCCAAAUGCAAUGUAUUGCAAAGAGAACAUUCUACCGGUUUGAACUGUAACAUCAGUGAAUUGUGCCCUCAGGUAAACCCUGCUAAUCUGUCUGUGACAAUCCCCAAUGUUUCAUAUGUGGAAAACCUGGACGCUUGUAUUUUGGACUCUCUGAUUCCAACUAGACCACAGCCUCCACCAUACACUUUGGAGGCAGCAAGACCUGCAAGUUGGCCACAAGCUGUUGGAGCAAAUCAUACGUUAUCAAGAAAUGAAACCAUUUCCUCUGGCCACCAAGCCAGUCAGGAUCUUGUGUGGACCAAUAACCUGGCGACUUACAGUGGCAGCAAAGGAAGUUAUUCUUAUAUUGUUCCUAAUUUGCAGCCUUCUGAAGAAGUUUCUACCAAUUUUUCAAGUGGCGCUUUGCAUAAGCUGGACUCUUUCGCCCAGGCUUUCACAAAACAGAACUUGGAUAUUCAGUCAAAUCCCUCUGCUUCCAGGCCCCAGGGUGAAAACUCACAAGUGUCAGAAUUUGAUGCAUGUGGUAAUGUCUUCAGGCAGCUGUUGAGUUAUAAAGCCAACUUAAACCAGUGGCCGGCCUUUCCUGAACAGAAACGGCAACUUCUGCAGGAGCAGUAUUCGCUUCACCAGCAGCAUCAACAGCAAAUAGCCACGUCACUCUUCACACAGGUCUACAUGGGAGAGCAGGAGGCCGUCUCCCUACAGAACCAAGUCCCAUUUCAAAACCAUAUGCUCCAGCUGAUCUCUGACACCCAGUAUAAUAUGUGUCAAUCCCAAAAUUUGGUCAGCCAAUCGCAGGUAACAGUUACUCAGUCCCAGCAUAUAGUCUCCCAGAAAAUUUCAGCCCAGGCACAAAAUAAUGGAUCCCAGUCAUAUCAGCCGUUAGAUUUAGGCCAAGAUUUUCCGAGCUGCUUGAAGCAGGAAAAUGCACCGUUUUUACAAUUUCAAUCUACAAAACCUUGUCAGCAGGUCAAGAGUAUCUCCCCGUACUAUCCACCACAGGUGAAAGUUGCAGAGCCACAGACUGGCACUAGUUUGCAGCCCAAGUCCAGAGACCUUUCAGAAUGUCACAAGAAAUCCAGGAAGAGUCCAUUUAAGGUUCAACCACCACUUCAGUUGGUGUCGAAAGAUGAUAUUGCUCAGAACCAGCUUCAGGGACAGUCAGAGCAGGUGGAUAAUCGGCCACUCCCCCCCUGUAACAACAAGAGAGGGAGAGCCUCCAGUAAAGAGGCCGGCUUCAAAUACUGUACUGGAGGCAAACACAGUAAGAGCACAUCCUCUAGGAAGGAACGACAGAAGUUGGAUCCCAAUUGCACUGCUCCUCCCAGCCAGGUGGCCAUGAACUCCUUCACAGUUCAGGGUUCUUUGUCUAGGAGUACGGACGACAGCCACCAGAUAAUCCAGGCUGAAGACAUGUCCAAUCUUUCCACUACAUUGCAGGAGGGAGAUGGAUCUUCACCAGUUUCAUGUGCAUCCCAGACUUUGGAAGAAAAUGGUGAAAGCAUCAGAUGCGAGAGGUGUCAAGGCGUUUUCCACUUCCUGAAUGGACUGAAUAACCACAAUUGUUCACAAGAAGUAAUGGGAAAACAGCAUACAUCAGAAGAUGGAAUUAAAUCACAGCAGGUGACUGAUAACGGAAUUGAGAAAAUGGAGCCCGGUGGAUUAUUUUUUCAGUACCUGGAGGAUAAACUAAGUGCUCUUCUACUGAAGAAACCCUUGGAGGAAGCGGUGGUAAUGCCUUUAGUGAUCCCAGUGUCUGUACCUGUAAAAUCCUCCAAUACUGUGAAAGAUUGCAAAGCUGGAAAAUCUGACCAUUCACCCAUUAUACCAAGGAAAUCAGUCACAAUGAAACUGACCGAUCUAGUCGUCUCCUCUAAUGACAGCCAUGUCCAGGUUCCCACAAUGGUGUGCACCAUUCUCCAUCCGCGAGGGGAGAUCAGCGAAAGUCGACGACAAACCGUGAACUGCACCGACAUCCCCCACUCCAAAAAACGCAGGAAACGAUCUCGACCAGAACCCCUGUUUAUCCCGUCUCCGGCUUGGAGCCAGACAGGGGCAGCGCCUGGCAUGGUGCUGUACCAAAGCCAGAUGCGUUCUCCUGUUUGUUUGGCUGAUCAUCUUCUGGAGAUGAACUUCCAGACGCCUCCGUAUACCCCUCCCCCAAUGCUGAGCCCCAUCCGCCAGGGCUCCGGGCUCUACUUCAACAGAGUCUGUUCUGCAGCAGGUGGCACAGCGUUGCUCCACACCUACACCCCCAAAGGAAUCCUGAGUUGCAUCUUAGAUAGCACAGCUGGCUUUUGCGGGAUCUCUGUAGUGAAGGACGACUCUGUAGUCAACAUAGAACCGCACAUAAAUAUUGGAAGCCGGUUCCAGGCAGAGAUUCCACAGCUUCAGGACAAGUCGCUGAUGGUUGAUGAGGAGCCUCACGCAGAUCUUGUGUGGAAGCCGUGGGGCGACAUUGAAACCAACAAAGGCACUCAGAGAACAGUGACAGACCUGUUGAACAUGGCUUGUUCCAGCGUGCUGCCAGGGGGAGGCACCAACAUGGAGCUGGCUUUACAUUGUCUGCACGACACUCGGGGAGAUGUCCUGGCUGCAUUAGAAAUGCUGCUGAUGAAAGGCCUAUCACGAGAUCUCUCUCACCCGCUGACAGAUUACCAUUACACUGGCACUGAGAAAUGGACUUGCGCAGAGAGAAAGAUGUUCAACAAAGCCAUCUGCAUUCACAACAAGGAUUUCUUUCUAAUGCAGAAGAUGAUAAAAUUCAAGAGUGUGGCUCAAUGUGUGGAGUAUUACUACACCUGGAAAAAGCAGCUAAAGUUUGAGUGGAACAGAACCCACCUGCCCGAGGAGGAAGAGACCAGACAUGAGGCAAAUGCCCUGGCAGAAUCGAAGGAAAUAAAGAAGCUGACUUUCAUCGAGUCUCAGAGCCUCAGCAGCCUUCCCUGUCCGACCAGUGGAAACCGGGAGAAACCCAGGAAGAAAAUCUCACGGGCGACACCCAGCCCCUCGCCCUCAGCUCCCUGUCAGACAGGAGCCGCGGACAAGAACGGAAAAGCAGUCACUGGGGGAGAUUUCCCCUGUAGAGAGUGCGCAAAGGUGUUUGACAAGGUGAAGAGUAGGAACGCUCACAUGAAGUGCCACCGGCAGCAGGAGGAGCAGGAGAGACGGGCAGAGAUCAAACGCUCGAGGAUACGUUUGAAAGUUGAGGUGGAGGAAAAAACAGAACCAAAAGAGCUGAUCACCCAUGUAGACAACUUCCAGAACAACACAGCGCCCUAGACAGGCAUCCGAGGCUCUUCAUCUCUGUUUGAGGAAGGUUAUUUCAGUUUGCCCAGGGAGUGCCUCUGAGCAAACACAGUUGAUGUGCAAGACACACAUCUCUGUGACACCCACUUUAUUUACUCAGUUUACAAGGCUGUUUAUUUAUCUCCUCCCUGUACCUCACAAUAAUGUCAUUAUAGAUCAUUGAAGAGCAAUGUGAUUUGAAGCUGAGAUUCCCCCCCCCCCGCUGUCGGUUAGUGUUAUCACAACAUUACAUUUGUGUAGCACCAUUCAUAUAAAUAGAGCUUCAGGAUGAGAAUUGUUACUUUUGAAUUGUUUUAAACAAGGACAUUGCUGGCGAGUAGCACAGUGACUUCUUUUCUCAAGUGUCUCAAUCCUGUAAACGGACAGGAUUAGAAGGGUGUUCAAUAUUAUUUUAGAGAUUUUUGUCACAUCUGUUUCCAGCAGCCAGCGGUCCGCCAAGCCUCAGCUCCUACCAACCUCUCCUAAUACUCUGGAGGGAGAGAAGACACAUUUCGUUCCAAUAAAUAUCUCUGGAAUUUCCAUAUAGGAUGGAUGGAACUCAGUUUGGCUUGGAGACUCUUUAAGCAUAGUGAUGGGUUUCCGGCUGUGUCAGACACCUGGCUGACCCAAAAAAUUAAUUUGGUGCCAGAGGGCAAAAGGGCAACGGUACCACUUGUGAUGGGCAGUGUGAUGUAAUAAGCCAUUAUUCCAAUGAAUAUAAACCUGAUGCAAUGUUGUGGACAUCUGGUCAAUGAUUGUCACCUCAAUCAGACCGUUUGUGGUCUGUCUGGUCUCGGCCCCAUUGAGGCAAGGCAGGGUUUGCAUUGGUUCAGAGUAAAAACCAUUUUGUUUAAAGGUAAACACCAAGGUGGUGUUCCAGUAGUCCUGAAUACACGUUCACCCACUUCGAUUUGACACAGGCUCUACCUACAAAACCAAACAUGGAGAUGGAUCAGUUUUCUCAUUAACCUGAAGAAAAAUUGAGGGAUUUUUAGGAAACAAAAUCCAAUUUUUGUCCUUUCCUGCCUCUCUGCACCUCGAGCAGUGAAAAUGGAAAAAAGGUUCAUUUCUACACCUUUGCUGACUUAUGUUUUUGUAUUGUGUAUAUUUCUGUACAUUUUUCAUUCAGUACAAAUCUACAAAAAAAGUUAUUAGAAAAUCUUGAUGGACAGAAGAGUGCUUGAUUUUGUAAAGGAAUCUAUUUCUGACGAGUGCUGUUCUCAUUUGCCGACAAAACAGGUUUAGUACAAGUGCUGCAGACUCCGCUAUGACUGUGUUUCUGUUACACCACUCACUCAGUUAGGGAAUUCAAAGCUUCUCAUCCGCAGGAUUGAACCGUUAAAGACUGGGCAAGUGAGGGAUUCCAUUUGUGCAAAUAGAAAGGUUGCUGCGUGAAAUGCACGUUUGCUCGGGAGAGUGAACUGAGAACGAGUGAAACCAGCACAAUCUGCCAUAUUGUUCACUGUCUUUUUUUCAAAACUACGCAAAAUUGUUUCAAUAAAAAUGACGUUGAUUGUUGCAGCAGUGUGUUAUUCCAGAUU